AUGAUCCACAAGAGCAAGUCACGCGUCCGAUUCCAGCACCGCACAGAGAAGGUCAAGCAGGACAGCGGCAGCGAGAAGACAAAGCGCGAGCCAAAGACAACCGUGUUUCGAAGCGCACCAGUUGUGAUCAACAAUGGUCCACGGUUUGCGAAGCUGCGCAUUCCGUCGGCCGAUGAGCAGGGCGAUCUAUUUCGCAGCAACCUCAGCUCUUCACUGUCAGCAGUGAAGGCGAACGACCUAGCUCGGCAGCGAGCAGGUAGACUACCACUAUCGCCGGCACGUCAGCAUUUUGAGCGAAUUCAAGAGGAAGACGAUGACCCGCCGGCAUCUCUUUUGAUGCUCGCACCUCUUUAUGUCCCAGAUUCGGACGGCUAUCUUGUAGCACAGCCUUCUACCGAUAGGUCCGGCGGAGACGAUGGUCCCUGUGCAUCACUUCUGGCAACAUCAAUCGUUCAAGGAUCCCUCAAAGAUGAUAUUGAGGCUGCAGGUCUGGGCAUAGCUGUCGUUGAGCGUGCAGAUGAAGCAACAGAGCGGCCAAUCUUGCGAGGGGUGAAGGGGAAUGCCUCGUCCACAAAGAAGGAUGAGCGCGAGUCUCAACAAGCUCGCACUGUCUUUCAUGGAAGCGGAAACGGUGCUCGUCCGAAAUCGCUCCUGGCCACGGCGAGCACGCUGGCGGAACCCAACACCCACCUUGAGCAGGUUGACAUCACGGCCGCAGACAUCUGGUCGGUGAAGGAGGCCACUGUCAAGCCAGAACGCCUUCUAGCAGAGAUCUCACACUAUGUUGGAUACACUAAGCCAUUGACGCGCACAUUGUCGGCCCCAGUUCAGGGUCAAAGGCAUCGGUCCACCCUCCUGCAGCGAGUCGUCUCUCUAUUCGCGGGUCGCCGCCAGCAUGCUGCUACCGAGGAGGCAUCAAACUCACCUGUACCUUCUCAAGGAGAGAGUGAAGGGCCAGCAGCUCCCUCCCAACAACCACAUCCAUUGACACAGGCCACAGUGUCAAAUGGAUGCACUGCUCCUCGGCGAAUCCCACGCCUGAACCUUCCCCUUCCAAACCCGGUGAUGGCCUCUCGGCGGCCAUACCUUCCUAUCGAAGAGGCCUUGGAUGCGCCCUUCGUUUUUCCAGCGCGAGAGCAUCCACUCACUGGCACCUACUACGUGCACCCUGAUAUCUUCACACCCGCCGAGAUCCAAGUCGGCUUCCCUUCUCACCCCAUACCUGUUGGUGUAACCCCAACACUUCGCAAGAGCAACUCGUGCGCCAAGCUCCUCGACCGCGAUGACGCUGUGUGGGGGAAGUACUAUGCAAAGCACCCCACAGCCGAGCACCUCCCCUUCUCCAAGUCCUACAUCGGCCUGCACCACGUCGACGAGCUCACAGAGCAGCAGUUCUGGGAUGCUCAUGCGGCGCGCCAUGCGCAGUUUCGCAAGGCCGAUCCAAAGCCAGUUACGGAUGAGGAUCGGGCGCGGCAGGCGGAUGACGAGGAGCAUGAGCGGGCGGAGCGGCUACGGCAUCAUGCGGGGCAUUGCUUUGGGGCGCUGACGGGGGAUGUGUAUCCGUUCCAUGGUGGACAUAUCAUCUGA
Boeremia exigua is the source of this 1587-nucleotide messenger RNA. RefSeq lists its product as uncharacterized. The coding region runs from base 1 to 1587 and encodes 528 amino acids. The transcript has a single exon. The record is from RefSeq and is a predicted model, not a curated record. Lineage: Eukaryota; Fungi; Ascomycota; Dothideomycetes; Pleosporales; Didymellaceae.